AUGGUCCUUUUGGGGGAGGGGGGGGGGGGAGAGAGAGACAAGAACGCGCAAGGCUACCGGAACUUGCAUCAGGUUCGUGAUGAGAUACAGUCAGCGCACUCGUGGCCAGCAGCCACGUUUUCAGGAUGGGUCCCGCAACACCUUGGGCUUUGA
Messenger RNA from Plenodomus lingam JN3, 153 nucleotides. Lineage: Eukaryota; Fungi; Ascomycota; Dothideomycetes; Pleosporales; Leptosphaeriaceae. The record is from RefSeq and is a predicted model, not a curated record.